Messenger RNA from Phaeoacremonium minimum UCRPA7, 1827 nucleotides. Its product is annotated as putative cytochrome p450 monooxygenase protein. The transcript is spliced from 3 exons. Gene Ontology annotation, molecular function: heme binding; iron ion binding; monooxygenase activity. The record is from RefSeq and is a predicted model, not a curated record. Lineage: Eukaryota; Fungi; Ascomycota; Sordariomycetes; Togniniales; Togniniaceae. Bases 1 to 1827 code for a protein of 608 amino acids.
AUGUCCGAAAGCCUUCCGGCGUCUGCGCAUGGCCGAGGCUACCUGCCAAACCUUGCCUCCUGGCCAGUCCUCGUAGUCUGCUUUCUCGUAUUCAUCGCAUACCUCUACGUUUCCCACUUCCCAAAACCUUUGCCAGGCAGCAUCCCAUACUAUGCCCCCUCAGCCAAGCGUCUGCUGGGCGACGUCCCCGAGCUGCGCAAGUACUAUGGUACGGGCACGUACCGGCGCUUCUACGGCCAUCGCCAGCAACAGCUGCAGAGUCCCAUCUCGCAGGUCUUCCUGUUCCCGUACAAGCGGCCGUUGGUGCUCGUCACGGAUAUCCGCGAGGCGCACGACAUUGUCUUCCGGCGGCAUCGCGAGUUUGACCGCUCGCAAAGGAGCUGCGACAUCUUCGGCGUCAUCGGCAAGGAUUUCCACCUGGCAAUGACGUCGCGAAACCCCAAGUUCAAGGGCAAUAAGGAGAUUUUGCGGGACUUGAUGACCCCGAGCUUCCUCGAUGCGGUGUCUGGGCCGCACAUGCAUGCCAUUACCACGUCGCUGGUGGGGAUUUGGAAGUUGAAGAUGGAGAGGGCCAAAGGGAAGCCAUUCUCGGCGUACGAUGACGUCCACCACGCAGCGCUGGAUAUCAUUCUCGCAGCGGCAUUUGGUAUCGACGAUGAUGACAGUGCCACUCACAGGCAACUUGUGCAUCUGGAAAUUGAUAAUCAAGUGGUUUCUGUCCAAGAAAAUGGUGCCGACAUCGUCAAGUUCCCAGUCAAACCGCUCCCGGAUGCUUAUCAGGCGGUCCUGGACGUGACGAACACGGUGCUCAUCGGCACGACGAGUCCCUUUCCUGCCUUCCAUCACUGGGUAGUGCGCAACACGACCAUGCGUCGCACUUUCAAACUGAAAGAGCGCCUUGUCGACAGCGAAAUUCAGAAGGGAGUUGACCGCCUGGUGCGCAACGAUAAAGAGGCAGCGAAGGAGGAUUGUGCGAUGGACAGGAUGAUCCUCCGCGAGGUAAACCUGGCAGAAAAGGAGAGAAGAAAGCCCAACUUCUUCCAACCAAGAAUGAGAGAUGAGCUAUUCGGCUACAUAGCAGCUGGACAUGACACGUCCUCUACCACAAUGGCUUGGAUGAUGAAGUUCGUGGCCGACAACCAGGAUGCUCAGGCGAGGCUGCGCCGUCAAUUGAGGGCAUCAUUUGCCUCUGCCGCAGCCGAGAAGCGACAGCCCACGAUCGCGGAGAUCACUCGAUCCCCGGCUCCGUAUCUCGACGCUUUCGUAGAGGAAGUUCUGCGCCUCUCCGAGACAAUUCCCAUGGUGAUUCGCGAGUCGAUCGUCGACACGACUGUCCUUGGCCAUUUCAUCCCCAAGGGAACGUCGCUGUUGCUCUACUACCACGGCCCCGGCGGCCAAACUGAACCCGCCUUCCCCAUCCCGCAAUCUCUGCGCUCUGAAGGCGAGCGCAACGCAAAGGACCCCGUGCCAGACUGGGACCCGACAACGAUCCGUCAAUUCCAGCCCGAGCGCUGGCUCAAGCGCCGGUCGCGAGACUCAUCAUCAACAUCGGCACCGGUCGACGCUUCCGAGCUCGACGGCCGACAUGAUGAGUUCACCGAUGUCGAGUUCGACUCGCAAGCGGGUCUCUUCUUCACCUUCGGCGGCGGACCGCGGGGCUGCUUCGGGCGCAAGCUGGCGUAUCUCGAGCUGCGGGUGGUGCUCGCGAUGCUGGUAUGGAACUUUGUAUUUGAAAAGUGCCCGCCGGAACUGAGCUCGGAUCAUGGCAUUGACAAGGCGACGACCAUACCAAAGUAUUGCUUCGUGAAGCUACGCCCGGCAAACUAA